This is a messenger RNA of Cucumis sativus (cucumber), 1768 nucleotides long. RefSeq names its product exopolygalacturonase. The transcript is spliced from 4 exons. The record is from RefSeq and is a predicted model, not a curated record. Gene Ontology annotation, molecular function: polygalacturonase activity. Lineage: Eukaryota; Viridiplantae; Streptophyta; Magnoliopsida; Cucurbitales; Cucurbitaceae. Gene Ontology annotation, biological process: carbohydrate metabolic process. The coding region runs from base 326 to 1546 and encodes 406 amino acids.
UGAGAAAGAAAUUUAAGGAAUUAAUUUGGAUCAAGUGAGUGCAAGAGAAUGAGUCUUCUCAUGUUUAAGCCACAAAAAGCUGAUCGUAGUACACAUGCAUUUAACUUCAACCAUUCAUUCAUUUUUAACAAAUUUAGUUAAUUAAUAUUAUUUUAAAAAAAAAAUCAGUUCCAAUAAUUUUCUCCUUCUAUAUAAAAAGAGAGUUGGAUGUAUCCAAAUCUAAAAUAUUACUGUCAAUCACUUCUAAGUUAGAAAUUUGAAAAAGAAAAAAGAGAAAAAAAAAAAAAAGAGAAAAAACAAUCGAAGAAGGGAGAGGGGGAUUAAAAUGGGAUUGAGAUCAAACUUUGUGACGUUAUUGCCACUGUUUUUGUUGUUGGUGUCUAAUGCCAAAGGUCAAUCUGCUGCUGGUGGUGGUGUGUUCGAUGUGACAUCAUUUGGUGCCAAACCUAAUGGAGAUAUUACUGGACCUUUGCUGGUUGCAUGGAAGGACGCGUGUGCAUCCACCACUCCAAGUAAAGUUUUGAUUCCAAAAGGAAGUUAUGGACUAAGUCAAUCCAACCUUAAAGGUCCUUGUAAAAGUCCUAUUGAACUACAAAUUGAAGGAACACUACAAGCUUCGCCUGACCCAAAAGGAGAUGGUUUACUUCUUUUGGAAUAUAUCGAUCAACUAACGGUGUCAGGUACUGGUGUUUUGGACGGUCAAGGAAAAGCAGGUUGGGAAAAGAAUGAUUGUCAUUUAAAGAAAAUAUGCACCAAACUUCCCAUGACUUUGAAGCUCAAUUUCAUCACAAAUUCAAUAGUAAAAGACAUAACAUCAUUGGAUAGCAAGAAUUAUCAUAUUAAUCUUUUGGGUUGCAAGAAUCUUACCAUUGACCACGUGACAAUUACUGCACCGGAGAAUAGUCCCAACACUGAUGGAAUUCACGUGAGUAGUUCAGAACAGAUUAACAUUCUCAAUACCAAUAUCGCAACCGGAGAUGAUUGUAUAUCUGUGGGAGAUACCAACAAACAAAUAGUUAUUAGCGAUGUUACUUGCGGACCGGGACAUGGAAUUAGCAUAGGAAGUUUGGGAAAAUAUAGCAAGGAAAAAGAAGUGGUAGGAGUGACGGUGAAAAAAUGCAAGUUGACUAGUACUACAAAUGGUGUUAGAAUCAAAACAUGGCCAGACUCUGUCGGUACAUUUCCAGCGACAGACAUGCAUUUUGAAGAUAUAGAAAUGGUUAAUGUCAGCAAUCCUAUCAUCAUAGACCAAGAAUAUUGUCCAUGGAACCAAUGCAACCGAAAGGUUCCAUCAAAAAUUAAGAUCAGCAAAGUAAGCUUCAAGAAUAUCAGAGGCACUUCUGCAACUGCAGUAGCAGUCAAAAUUGUUUGUAGUCAAAGUAAUCCAUGUGAGGAAGUGGAAGUUGCUGAUAUUGACCUCACUUAUAGUGGAAGUGAAGGUCCAAUUAAAUCUCAAUGCGCAAAUGUGAAACCUGUCAUUACAGGAAAACAAAAUCCUCCGAUCUGUGGUGAACCUGCACCAAUUGAUGGUCCAUCAACCGAUUGAAGUUUUGUAGAUGUGACAAAUGUUUCAACCCAUUUGAACAUCUCUUUGAUAGCAUAUUUUUUCCUUACCCUUAAAAAAUUCCUUAGAUAAGUUUCAUUUUAUGCAUGUUGUGAUUAUAUAGAGCAUGCUAUCAAUAAUUGUACUACGAUUGUUUGAAGAGAAAUGAUGGCUAGUCGAAACCUUUUUUAUUAAGUAAAAAGCACCAAAGCAAUAUUUCUACAA